Molecule: messenger RNA, 2488 nt
Organism: Ruditapes philippinarum (Manila clam)
Lineage: Eukaryota; Metazoa; Mollusca; Bivalvia; Venerida; Veneridae
Exons: 2
Coding region: 286-2040 (584 amino acids)
Biological process (GO): positive regulation of DNA-templated transcription
Cellular component (GO): nucleoplasm; chromatin
Molecular function (GO): zinc ion binding; ubiquitin-protein transferase activity
Source: RefSeq, a predicted model, not a curated record
AGCAGGCAUUUUUAUUCAUUUGUUUAAACAAUAAAUAUAUUUAUUAAACCUGAAUACCAGAAAAAAAGUAGAACAAAGUAGACUUAAACUACGGCUUUAAAUGUAAUAUAUUGAAUUUCUAUUGUGGGUGUAACAUGAUACAUAAUAUUUCAUAAAUCGAUCUUUACAAACCAUGGAUAGGCAAUACAAACCAUGGAAGAUACGGAAAUUGACUUGUCAGAUCAGGAGCCUACCAAGACUUUUUUUUCAAUAACCUAAUGAGAAGUAUAAAUCACUGGUUACAUUAUGGCAUCGCAGAAACUGUCAUCUUCACUAUCUCGAGGUGGUGCUGAAGAUUUUGACAUAUUCUGUGUACAAUGUGACAGAGAUGACAUCAGACUACCUGCCUUUGGUUACUGUGUGGAUUGUGAGGUACAUUUAUGUCAAACUUGCUUUAACACUCACAGGCGACCAAAAUCAUUAUGCCAUCACCAACUUCUAGACAAAGAUCACAUGCCACAUAAACAAAACCUCAGUAAGUCAAUAAAAUCUACUUCAGGUAAAAAAAAUGGUGAUUUAUCCAAGCCUUGUACCAAACAUACCAAAGAAGUGAUCAAGUUCUACUGUCAUGACCAUAAUACACUUAUAUGCAGCGUUUGUGUGAUCCUUGAACACCCAACAACAUCCUGCAAUGUAGACUACAUACCUGAUAUUUCAGAACAGAUUUUAGACAGCAUGGAGUACAAAGAAACUCUAAAAGAUAUUGACAAACUGACAGACAAAUGUUGCCAGAUUACAAAAGAUAUGAAAAAAAGAGUUGCUAAAUCAAAAACUUCUCUUGAAGAUGCUAUAGUAGAAAUAGAAAACUUUAGAAAAGAGAUAAACAAGAGAUUAGAUGAACUAGAAAAAGAAGUAAAGGAUAUUGCUUCAACAAUUGAACAUGACAACAACAAAAAGUUGAAAACAACAGAAACAGUUUGUAAUGACAUCAACAAAUCACUCCAAGCAUCAACUGAUACUCUAAAACAUCUCAACACCAACAAGAAAACUGACCAACUGUUUGCUGAAUUGAAAAUAGUUCAGCAACUGAUAUUACACAAUGAAAAUAUAACAAAACAACUACCAACAACCAAUGAUGUUGAUGAAUACAAUUUUGAAUCCAAUCAUGCUAUCAAAAAACUCCUUCAGAAUGAGAAAUCAUUAGGAACAUUGAGAAAAGGAGAACGGAUGCAACCAGCUCAACCAAUGAAUAAAACUGCUGUACCAAUGAAAAUGUCUACCCCUAUAAACAUCAUUGUUAAAACAUCCUCAGAUAAAAAUGAUUGCUACAUUUCUGGUAAAGCUGCCUCUCCUCAGAACCAAUUAUUUGUAGCAGAUAACAGUAAUUCCUCAAUUAAAAUGAUUGACAUAAAAACUGAUGCAAUCAAACAACUACAGCUUGAAUCAGACCCCUGGGAUAUCACCAUAGUGACCAGAGAUACACUUGCUGUUACAUUAAUAAACAUUAAAACAAUACAGUUCAUUUCCUUCUCCUCAAACUCUCUCGCAUUGAAAAACAAACUGAAAGUAGAUGGAGACUGCCGUGGAAUAAGCCAUCAUCAGGGGAAACUUGCAGUUACAUUUAAAUAUCCUGGUAAACUCCAAAUCAUGGACUUAAAAGGUAAUAUUAAAAUUACAGUUGAGAAAGAUUCCAAUGGUGACAAUAUUUUCAAUAGCCCAAGGUAUGUCACCACAAACAGCCAUUCAAUCUAUGUAUCUGAUAUAGGCACAGAUCAAGUUAUAUGGUUUAAUUGGCAGGGAGAAAUGAUAGGAAGGAAUGUAGACAUUGAAAGACCAAGGGGUAUUUCACUGUUAGAUGAUGGGUCCCUCUUUGUGAGUGAUUACAGGGCUGAAUGUAUAUAUAUAGUAAGUGGUGACUGUAAAGACACAACAACUGUACUGGAGAAUGUAGAGAAUCCUUAUGCUGUAUGUUGGUGUGCUGAAACCAGUACACUUUAUCUAAGUACAAACAGCUACAAAGCAGAGAGAAACAAUAUUAUCAAAAUGUAUAAAAUGAUGUAGAACCAAGCAAUGGUAAUCAAUGCAGACAUAAUAAAACAUAAACAGUUGUAAAUUAGAAAAGUAGCAUUGAUUACGUCAGAUUGUCGGCAAAAUCAAAGGUGUCAGCUGCAAGCAGGAUGUAGGGGAAUUUUUGGGAGAGCCCGUGGUGUACAUCAAAGGUAUCACGAGUUGACAGGGUGAUGAUGUGUUUGUGGGGUUUUUUUUAAAUCGUUCGAAGAGAAUUCUUUUUUUUUUUGAGAAUUUUUUGAGAAUUUCUUUCUCUUUUUUUUUAAAUCUUUUUUAUAUCUUUAUUGAACGCCCCCCUUUUGAAAAAUGUUACGCCCCGGAGGGCUUUAAAUUGGGAUUUUACGGUCCCUUUAAUACAAAAAAUUUAAAUUCCAUAUUCAAUUGAAAUAUCUAUUGCUUCUGUAAUUUCAUUGAAUUAAAAUAUUUCACACAAUAGUUUCAA